CACGAACACGAAUCGCCGUAAAGAAAGAGAAGAGUGAAAGAAGAGACUCGUCAUGGCCGCCAAGAUCGCCUUCCCGGUCUCCAAACUCCUCGAGAAGCUCCACUUCUCCCCCAUCCGCUCCGCCCUCGCCCUCGCCCCCUUCCGAUCCUUCUCCGCCACCGAGACCCGCGACGUCGCCGGAGAUACAAGAACCCUCGACAUCGACCGCCGCACCGACGUCUCCCCCGCCCCCCGCCGCCGCCGCCGCCGCCGUGGCGAUCUCUUCCCUAGCUUCUUCUCCGAUGCGUUCGAUCCGUUCAACCCGACGCGGAGUCUGAGCCGGGUGUUGAACCUGAUGGACCAGAUGGCGGAGAGCCCGUUCGCGACAGCGUGGGGGACGCGGGCGGGGUGGGACGCGAGGGAGGAGGAGGACGCGCUGUACUUGAGGGUCGAGAUGCCGGGGCUGGGGAAGGAGGACGUGAGUGUGACGGCGGAGCAGAACACGCUGGUGAUAAAGGGGGAGGGCGGGGAAGAAGAGGAGGGGAAGGGCGAAGAGGAGGGGAGGGGGCGGAGUAGGUACAGCAGCCGGAUCUAUCUGCCGCCGAAUUUGUACAAGAUAGACGGGAUCAGGGCGGAGAUGAAGAACGGGGUGCUCAAGGUGGUGGUUCCCAAGGUGAAGGACGAGGAGCGCAAGGACGUGGUCCAGGUCCAGAUCGAGUGAAGAGAGAGAGAGUGUGUAUUUGCUAGCUUUUCUCCGUUUGCUACUUUGCUUGUUAUGGUAUGUUGUAGCCUUUUUGCGACUUUGUUCGAAGUCGCUGACGCGAAAAGCCUUUCGAGCAUGUCCGUAGUAUAAGGGUUUGGUAUGUCCAAUUUCUAAUGCUAUCUCUUUUAACUCAAGCAUGCGAGUAUCCUUGAAAGAGCCCA
This is a messenger RNA of Phoenix dactylifera (date palm), 903 nucleotides long. RefSeq names its product heat shock 22 kDa protein, mitochondrial-like. The record is from RefSeq and is a predicted model, not a curated record. NCBI's taxonomy places the organism in Eukaryota, Viridiplantae, Streptophyta, Magnoliopsida, Arecales, Arecaceae.